AUGAGUGAAGAUUAUCAAUACCAACAUAAGUAUAAUCCUUCAACAACAAGCCAAGUUUCGCCUGAUAAUUUUUACAAUGUUAUUAGUGUUUUUAACACCCCUAAAUACGACAAAUCAACGUCAAAAGAGUACUCUUUUAGGGACCGCAAAACUCUUCUUAUAACUGAACUAGAAGAACUUGAUUCCAAAUUUUCUGAGUUUGAAAAUGUAAAAUCAAAGUUUCCUCCUCUACGGCUUCCUAAAAAGAGAAAAAAACUAUCGAAAAGUUACAAAAAAUCAAGCACUGAAAGGAAGAAAAAAGAAGAGAUUUCUCCAAAUAGAUCUUAUAGAAUUCCCAAAUCGCUGCUCCCUACAGAACCUCCCAAUUUUGUGGUAGGGGCUAUUUCUACUCAUCAUUUAGGCCCUGGAUCAUAUUCAUUUGAUAAAACCGAUAAGCUUGUAGGAGGAAUUAUAUCAUCAGGCCCUAGAUUUGAAUAUGAUUUUCAAGGAAAAGUUGAUAAUUUUUUUUCUCAUAAGAGAGCAGUCUCUGAAAAGCCAACAGAAGUUUCUUUCAGAAAUAAAGAUUUAUCUCAGUUUUCUCCUGAAAAUAAAAUUGUGGCCUUACAGUCAAAAGCAAGAGUUAAUGAAAUUAGACUCCAGAUCCAAAAAAGGACUAAAGAAUUGUUAUUGGAAAAUGAAAAGUCAGAAAGAGAGCAAAAUUAUUUAACAAAGCUAACAAAAUUAGACUGAAGGAUGAAGAAGCCUGAAAUGACUAAAAUUGCAGGCUCAUGAAUAAUUUUGGCUGGAAUUUUUUCUGUUCUGUCAAUUCUCCGAUAUAAGAAAAGACAUAGAAAAGUAAUUAUUAUUUAGAUUCUUCGGUAUAGAUCAAAGCAUCAUCUAUUUUUCCUUUAUUGAUUGUUCAGGUUUAUUGGGAAAAUUAGACUUCGAGUAUUAAAUUAUAGACGAUCGAAGCUUGCAAAAGCAUUAAAAAAAAAUUUUAAAACUAUAUUGCGAUGAUUCUACAAAAGAAAGGAAACCUUUAGAAUAACUGUUGACUAUUCUAUUGAGCGAGCGCUACUUUGCAACUACAUGUUUGAGCUGAUGGCUAGGUUCAGACUGAAACAAUUGAAAAUACAAAGAAAAAUAAGGCAGUUUCUAGAUAUAAAGCGAGCAAGAUUUACAGUUUUGCGAUUGAUGUGAGAAAAAAAUGCAAGUAUUGUCGAGACAAAGAAAUCGUUUAAAUCAAAAAAUCAAAAACUUAAAGGGAAAAUUUCAACUCAAAUAAGAGAAGAAUAUAUCAAAAAAUAUUAUACUGACUCCCCCCCCCCCCUCCGUGAGCGAACAAAAAAAUUUUGUUCGCUCACGGAGGGGGGUUAUUUUUUUUUUUAAAAAAAAAAAUUUAUAUAUAAAUUUUAUAAAAAAUAUUUUUUUCGAAAUUUAAAAAAAUCCUAAUUUGCAAAAAUUGGGAAGCAAAUAUUAAUUUAAUUUGCAAAAUUUAUGUUUUAAAACGCAAUUUGUUUAAAAUUAAACAGAAUUAGCUCUAGAUUUCAUUAUACUAAUUAUCACUUAUAUAUCAAAAUUUUUUUCUAUUAAAAUUUUUUCUAUUAAAAAAAUUUUUGUUCACUCACGGAGGGUGGGUUUUUGGUCAAAAAAUGGCGAUUUUUCUAAUGGUUUUGUUCGCUCACGGAGGGGGGGGGGGAGUGAGCAAUGCAAAGCAUAUAUUUCACAAUUGAGUGAAUACCAUAAAACUUGUGAAAUCAUUAAACAAAACUUGGAAAAGGCAAAUAAGCCUAAAGAAUUAUACGAUUAUAUUUUCGAAAAGAAAGAAGACAGCCAGCCUACAUAUAGCACUUUCCCGAGGAUGGCGCGGAAUGGCGCCAUCCUCGGGAAAGUCAACUAAGCAUCCACACGGGAACUGGGAGUUCCACGUGUGGAUGCCAUUUUUGACAUGUGGGAUCCAAACUUCCACAUGUCAAAAUGGCAUCCACACGUGGAACUCCCAGUUCCCGUGUGGAUGCCUUCCUGGCUUUCCCGAGGAUGGCGCCAUUCCGCGCCAUCCUCGGGAAAGCGCUAUAUCCGGAUUAUCCAGUUUUUAAAAUUUAUUCAAAUUCGCAUGCUAUGAGGGUUCUUAUCGUUCAGGCUUUUGAGCAAAGCAAAAAUUCAAAAAUCAGCACUCAAGCGAUAAAAGAGUUUUUAGAUAGAUCUAAAAAUGCUGGGACACCUUUAAGAUUCAAUGAAUUUUAUUUAACUCUCGACCCAACUCCUAAAAAUAAGACAUAA
Blepharisma stoltei is the source of this 2259-nucleotide messenger RNA. Lineage: Eukaryota; Ciliophora; Heterotrichea; Heterotrichida; Blepharismidae. The record is from the annotation of a GenBank genome assembly.